Astrephomene gubernaculifera is the source of this 2616-nucleotide messenger RNA. NCBI's taxonomy places the organism in Eukaryota, Viridiplantae, Chlorophyta, Chlorophyceae, Chlamydomonadales, Astrephomenaceae. The record is from the annotation of a GenBank genome assembly.
UCUUUGGCUAAGGCUCUCUAACUGACGUCGUUCAGACUGCAGUUCCAUCUGCUGCAUUAAAAGUUCCAUCCAACGAUGAAAACUUAGCUUCUUAUUUCCCAUGGUUUUGUAAGCUGUGUAGCUACUGGGGGCGCUGGUGGCGUUUGCUGGAGACCUACGGUUCGGGAGGACAUGCCGACCAUUACCCUGCAGGUGGGCCAGUGCGGCAACCAAGUAGGCCAGGCCCUCUUCGAGCGCCUGGCAGCACAGUCCGCCUUCGCCUCCACCUCCAACACCCUCUCCUCCUCCUCCUCCGGCGCAUCCACCGCCGCCACCAGCACUGCCACGCACCUCGACUGCGCUGCGGCCGACAACGAGGUCUUUCGUACAGGCCCCGACGGCCGCCGUCGCGCGCGCUGCCUGCUGAUCGACACGGAGCCCAAGGUGGUGAAUGGCGUGCUGGCGGCGGACCGGCAGGGGCUGUUCAGCAGGCAGCAGUGCUACCUGGGGCAGUCCGGCCGCGGCAACAACUGGGCUUUCGGCUACAACCAGCUCAACAACUCCUCCUCCUCCGCCUCAGCCACACCCUACGGCAAACCAGCCACCGCCCCGUCCACCGCCACUCCCCCCUGGCGCCCCGGCGGCGGCCCCACAGCGCUGGGUCCCGCCUGGGUCUCCUCCACCGCCACCGAGGACCCCUCCCAACAGGAAUUCCGGAUCCUGGAUCAAGUGUACGACGGGAUUCGCCGCGAGGCCGAGGAGGCGGACGGCUGCCCCAACUUCCUGCUCAUUCACUCGCUUGCCGGCGGCUCCGGAUCCGGCAUGGGCAGCCGCAUUUUGGAGCACCUGCGAGCCAACUACCCGCUGUCGUACAUCGCGGCUGCUUCGGUGGCGCCGCGGGCUGCGGGCGACACGCCCAUGCAGAGCCUGAACGCGGUGAUGUCGCUGUCGUUCCUGCAGGCGUAUGCGGAUGUGGUGAUGCUGUUCAGCAACCAGGACCUGAUGGAUGCCUUUCAGCGCCCCGCCGUCGCCCCGCUGCUGCCCGGCGGCUCUGAGCAGGGAGGCGCAGGUACGGCAGCCGGCAGCAGCGGGGGCGGCGGCGGUGCGGGCGGCGGCCUGGCUGCGCUGAAUCGGCUGGUGGCGCACAACUUGGUGGGGUGGCUGUGGCCGCUGGAUGCGGCGGAUGCGCUGGGGGGGGUGGGGCGCAUCCGGGACACGGUCGCCACAGUGGCCGCGGACCCCUGCAGCAAGCUGCUGGAGACGUGGACGGUGCACUGCCACCCCAACGUGCCUGUCAGCGCGCUGUGGGCGGACUCGCUGCGCAGCCUGGGCGCGCUCAUGCCGCGGAGCGACCCGCUCAGGGGCGGACGACACAUCACCACGGCAGGUGCUCUGCUGCUGGCCCGGGGCUACCCCCCCGCUGCCGUACCGCCGCCGGGCGGUGCCAGUGGCGGCGGUGCGGGCGCCCACUCAUCGCUGCUGUCCGCCUACAUGCGCUCGCUGGGGCCGCACGGCGCGGCGCCCAGCCUGGCGCCCGAUGCCAGUCUGGUGCUGCGGUGCGGGCAGGCGGCGCUGUGGAGGGAACCGCGGCGGGGGGCAGCAGGGGCGGGGACGGCGGGAGCCUCGGGCGGAGCGGGGGCAACUACCGGCAAGGCGUCUGCGGCGGGCGCUGCGGCCCCCAGCCUGACUGCGGUGUGCAACCGCUCCAGCGUCAUCGGGCUGCUGGAGGACACGGUGGCGCGGGCGCUGGCGCUGUGCGACGCGGGAGCCUACCUGCACUGGUAUGCUCGCCAUGGCUGCAGCGGCCAUGCAGUGCGUGAGGCCGCUCGCGUGCUGCUGGACGUGGCAGACUGCUACCGACAAACGCACCGGUUACCGCCGGGGGAGUACGAUGUACCGUAAGCCACCCUGGAUCGCCCGGAAGGGACGUAUAGCAUUAUGCGUUUAUGACACGUGCUUGAGGAUUAGUGCAUGUGCUUAGGCGUCAGCGUUGUUAUGCGCGGAGCCCAAGAUAGUCGUACUGAAGUUGGGUACACUCUUUCCCGUUUUACCUGGGGGUGUAUGGCAAACCAGGGUACAGUGACGCAAUGUGACAUGCAACAUACCUGUUUUCCGCCAAUGAGACUGUAUAGCUGGGUAACACGUCUCUGGUGAAGGUCGUAUGUUGCAUAUGCGCCGUGUAUGGGCAAGGUGUUGGUGUCAACCCGUUCGCAUGCCAUGUGCAAGGCGGGCUAUCUAGUGACACACCUUACGCAAAGCUCGAGCUGGGUUUGAACAGCCAUGCGUAGUCCCAUUCAGGCUAGCGAUCCCAUUAAACGGGCCCCACAAACCCGCUUCCAGUGCGCGAGGUCCCCCAGCGUGCAACCAUCGCGCAUGUCGACGCGUGUGAGCGACUUCCUGCCCCCAAGAGAGCACUAUGCAAUCUGGUACGAAGGACACGGUCGAAUUAGCAAAAUUGCUCAAACGACGUUUGUAGGCGCAAGCAAAAGCAGUGUCCAGGACCGCACGCGGACUCAUCACAAAACUUCGGAAUCUCUGGCACCCUCAGCAUAAACGCAACAGACUGGUGUGACAAGCGGGCUAUGGAGUGCAAAGCAGCCGGGUGCUGCAAGACAGCAUACAUGUGUAAGCUAUGGC